Molecule: messenger RNA, 861 nt
Organism: Rotaria sp. Silwood2
Lineage: Eukaryota; Metazoa; Rotifera; Eurotatoria; Philodinida; Philodinidae
Source: the annotation of a GenBank genome assembly
AUGCAACUUCCAUCUGCAUCGUUGGUGAUCCUAUUUUUGGUGCUCAUUAUCGUAUCAAUUAUACUUUUCUGGGGUGAACAAUCAUGCUCAAAAAUAUCUUCAAUCUUUUCCGGUAAUUGUCAUUUAUCAUUAAGCGAAAGUGAUGAUUUCAUAUGUGAACCGGACAAUGUUUGGAAUGAACGCAAAAAUGUCUAUCGAGCACAAGACAAAGAAAACAUGAUGAAACGCCAGAGCAACAUUUUUUUUCUCACGAAUUGGGAGCCUAAUUUUCAUUGUUCUCAUGCAAGACGAGUCGGUCGAAUGGGUGAUGGUGGCAAAUGGGUAUGUGAUCCUUAUCGAUUGAAAUCUCGAUUGGAUUGUUUGGUGUACAGUGUUGGAUCCAAUGGUGAUUUCAGCUUCGAAGUCGAUAUGAAAAAAACAAUGCCACAUUGUGAAAUUCAUACUUUCGAUCAAAAUCGAUACGUUUGUCCGAAAGAUAUUUGUAUAUUUCAUCAAAUUACUUUCGGCAAUGGCACUCAUCCACCAGGUUCCAAAAGUUGGACAACCAUCAUCCAAGAAUUGAAUCAUGUUCAACGAAAAAUUAAUGUAUUAAAAAUUGAUAUUGAAGGCGGUGAAUACUUUUUCUUUCCUCUUCUUAUGCAAGCAUCGGCAAAUUCUCUGCCACAACAAAUUCUCGUCGAACUUCAUCCGAUUGAUCCCAACAUGAUUCAUGGAUUUUUUGAACUCUUACGAGAACGUCACUAUGUUAUUUUCAACAAGGAACCGAAUCUCAUCGCUGGACAUCGAUAUUUCGAAUAUGCCUUCUUAAAAUUGAAUCCACUUUUUUUCAAAUCUUUACCAGCAAGUUCUGGAACUAAGUAG